Molecule: messenger RNA, 4469 nt
Organism: Mus pahari (shrew mouse)
Lineage: Eukaryota; Metazoa; Chordata; Mammalia; Rodentia; Muridae
Gene: Rgs3
Product: regulator of G protein signaling 3
Exons: 18
Coding region: 81-1889 (602 amino acids)
Biological process (GO): signal transduction
Cellular component (GO): nucleus; plasma membrane
Molecular function (GO): protein binding
Source: RefSeq, a predicted model, not a curated record
GCCUGCUGCCUGGGUUACCUGCACCCACAUAACCACCGCCUGGGGACAGGCCCUCUUGUCCCGGCCGCCACAGGGACGCCAUGGAGCGCUCCCUGCACCGCGUCUCCCUCGGGAGCCGGCGCGCCCACCCGAACUUGUCCUUCUAUCUCACCACCUUUGGUCAACUGAAGCUGUCCAUUGAUGCCCAGGAUCGGGUUCUGCUGCUGCACAUCAUAGAAGGCAAAGGCCUGAUGAGCAGGGAGCCUGGCAUCUGUGAUCCCUAUGUGAAGGUUUCUCUGAUCCCAGAAGACAGCCAGCUACCCUGCCAGACCACGCAGACCAUUCCAGACUGCAGAGACCCAGCUUUCCACGAGCACUUCUUCUUUCCUGUCCCAGAGGAGGGUGAUCAGAAGCGUCUUCUGGUGACAGUGUGGAACCGGGCCAGUGAGACCAGGCAGCAUGCGCUCAUUGGCUGCAUGAGCUUUGGGGUGAGGUCUCUCUUGACUCCGGACAAGGAGAUCAGUGGCUGGUACUAUCUGCUAGGGGAGGACCUGGGUCGGACCAAACACCUCAAGGUGGCUAGGCGGCGCCUCCAGCCCCUGAGAGACGUGCUGUUGAGAAUGCCAGGAGAGGGGGACCCUGAGAAUGGGGAAAAACUCCAGAUCACCAUCCGGAGGGGCAAAGACGGCUUUGGCUUCACCAUCUGCUGUGACUCUCCCGUCCGAGUCCAGGCUGUGGAUUCUGGGGGCCCAGCAGAGAGGGCGGGACUGCAGCAGCUGGACACAGUGCUACAACUGAAUGAGAGGCCCGUGGAGCACUGGAAAUGUGUGGAGCUGGCCCACGAGAUCCGGAGCUGUCCUAACGAGAUCAUCCUGCUCGUGUGGCGCGUGGUGCCCCAGAUCAAGCCGGGGCCAGAUGGCGGCGUCUUGCGGCGGGCUUCCUGCAAGUCCACACAUGACCUCCUGUCACCCCCUAACAAGAGGGAGAAGAACUGUACUCAUGGGGCCCCGGUGCGUCCUGAGCAGCGCCACAGCUGCCACCUGGUGUGCGACAGCUCUGAUGGUCUGCUGCUUGGUGGCUGGGAGCGCUACACUGAGGUGGGCAAGCGCAGCGGCCAGCACACCCUGCCUGCACUGUCCCGGGCCACCACCCCUACUGACCCCAACUACAUCAUCCUGGCUCCACUGAAUCCUGGAAGCCAGUUGCUGCGGCCUGUGUACCAGGAGGAUACCAUCCCUGAAGAACCGGGGACUACCACUAAAGGGAAAUCGUACACCGGCCUGGGCAAAAAGUCUCGGCUCAUGAAGACCGUGCAGACCAUGAAGGGCCACAGUAACUACCAAGACUGCUCAGUCCUGAGACCGCACGUCCCGCAUUCCAGUUACGGCACCUAUGUCACCCUGGCCCCUAAAGUCCUGGUGUUCCCUGUCUUUGUGCAGCCCCUAGAUCUCUGUAACCCUGCCCGGACUCUCCUGCUGUCAGAGGAGCUGCUGCUGUAUGAGGGGAGGAACAAGACUUCCCAGGUGACACUGUUUGCCUACUCGGACCUGCUGCUGUUCACUAAGGAGGAGGAGCCAGGCCGCUGCGACGUCCUGAGAAAUCCCCUCUACCUCCAGAGCGUGAAGCUACAGGAGGGUUCUUCAGAAGACUUGAAAUUCUGUGUGCUGUACCUGGCAGAGAAGGCAGAGUGCUUAUUCACUUUGGAGGCACACUCGCAGGAGCAGAAGAAGAGAGUGUGCUGGUGCCUGUCGGAGAACAUCGCCAAGCAGCAACAGCUGGCCGCACCGCCCCCGGAGAGGAAGAAACUUCACCCUUACGGCUCUCUCCAGCAGGAGAUGGGGCCAGUCACCUCCAUCAGUGCCACCCAGGAUAGAAGCUUUACUUCAUCAGGACAGACUCUGAUUGGCUGAGCAAGCCCAAGGGCGGGACUAUGCUUCUGGCAACUCUGGGGCUUCCCCUAUCACACAGUAACCUCAUCUCAACUGGACCCCAAACAGAAGACCAAGAUGGUGGGCCUAGGGUCACCUGGAGGGAGUGGUCCCAAGGGUGUGUGUGGACCUGGCAACAGGAGGAACAGUGGUCUAAGAGAUCCUGUGGGUUUGUGCGAACUGGUACCAGGAAAUCCUGGAUGGAGAAGACUCCAAAGCAAGCUCCCUUCAGGAGGCUAAGUGGUACUGGGCACCUUCCCGGGCACAGCAGGAAAGAGGGAGAGGGCACUCGAAUGGAAGAUGAUGCCUGUGACCCAUUCCUGCCGGAAGACAUCUCCCCUGCCUGCUCCUAUUUCAAACGGACACAUUUACUUCCUCAGUCAGUGGGUACUGGGGGACACCUCCUUUGUGCUAGGGUGUGUGCCAGAGGAUACUGUGCUCCCAUCAAGAUCCCAGCCCUUCCCCAUCCCAACAGGGAGAGAACACCAAAUAAAUCAGCACUGAUACACACACACACACACACACACACACACACACACACACACACACACACUGCAAGAGUCUGUACGGAAACAUCACAGAUGUCUUCAGACAGGGAGCUAGCCAGCCGAGGACUUUGGAGAGAGCGUGCGUUCCAGGCAGUGGAAGAAGCUUGAGGAAGGGUGUCACAGACUCCUCCGGUGCAUAUCCACAAGGUCAGAUUGCAGUUAGGAGGGGCCCAAGUGACUGUGAGACUGGUUAGGGCUCCCUUCCAGACCUCCUGGGUGAGGAAUGAUGGUGAUUUGUUCUAGAGGGCGCUGUGAUGGUAGGUAUUGGAAAGGUAGGCUCUGGGAUAAGGAGUGAUGCUCGCUCACCCUUGCCUGCGUUCAUGCUCCACUUGGUCUUGCCAUCUCGGUGGUGUGAGGCUUGAGGGCUCCCUCCUAGGGAUUCCUCUGCUCAGGCCAGAGUUGAGCUUGUGGGGAUGUCUGUGAGCACUGAAACAGUAAAGCUUAAUUUUCCCAAGAUGGGAAAGUUUCCCAUCUCCCCUGCUUCCAGGCUCCGUAGAGACCACCUGUAUCUGCUCUUCCUUUCAUGCUAAGAGAAGGAAGCUGGGGCCUUGCAUGCCCCGUGGUUUUUUUUUUUUUUGCUUUCUGCAGGGCUUCUAAGGGGCAGCCCCCGGUGGCCAGGACCAAGUGUAGCUCAGCAACCUUUACAGAGACAACGCGAAAGGAAUCUUGCCCAGGUCCAGUGAUGAGAGCUGGGUCUACUCCCAUCCACCGAGCUGGGGCUCUGGGCUAGGUAGCUCACCCUUUUCUAACUGUAGAGACCCAGCAGGACAGAAUCUCAAGCUUGUGGAUCAGGGGGAUGAGGGCCAUAUGCAAGAGAGUAUUUGUCGGGUUAGGUACUGAGCGCUCACAGACAGAAAGCUGCAGUGAUGGCUAAGGCCAGAGAAGCCCCAGACCUGAGACCUAAGGACCUUAAGGAAGAUUCUUGUGCUCUUUGGAGUAUGCUAAACUGCCAGGGCCACCUGAGCCCCUAAAUGGUGGCCCAGGAGAGUGCAUGUCCCUUAUUUUCUUUCCAACAUUGGAAAAGUGAGUCAUGCUGAGUUAUCAGUCUAACAGGGAAUGGGGUGAAUCUGCAGGAAUCAGGCUAACGCCCAGCCCAGCGAGGAAAGAUUGGCUUGGUUCAAGGGUUGUGUAGCACCCCACUGCCAGCCAAUGAUCAGCCCAUAGGGUGAAUCCGAACAGCCGGGUCUGUGCAGGCAGCAAACUACAGUUUGAUUUCAUUUGAUUCUCUCACCUAAUGAUCGUGAGGUCAUGAAGCCCAGGAGGACCACCUGCGUGGGAAAUCAGCCAUCUUGUCUUGCCUGGGUCUGGGCACCGACCUCUGUCCGACAGAUGGGCACAGAAGACAAGAAGAGGAUCUGAACAUAACGCCCAUCCCAGCGGACGAGUGAUUCUCCCUGAUAAGCAACUCCCGAGUAGAACAGAUUCUCCCAUCAAGCUCCCAGGUGUACUGGCUGAUGGGGAAGAGGAAGGUACUCCUGGCAGGUCCUGGGCUAGCUUGCUCAGUGACUGUGGUGAGCCACGGCACCAUGGCCAUCUUGCUUCAUGAAUCAAUGUGACAAUUAAUUUGGUGUCGUGGGCCCGAGAGGAUGAAAUAUGACCCGGUGGCCUCCACUCUUCAGUCCAUCCCAGCUGUUCAAGAGGACGAACAGCUCUCAAUGUGGCCUCUGAGAGUCAUAAUCACGGGAACCAUGGCUGGCCUUCCCCCCCCCCCCAUAAAUCAUGCUAAGAAGCACACAAUGACUUCUUUCCUGAUGGGCUAAUUGUCUUGGGUGGUGUCUCCGGCCUAGGAGCUGGGAGGUCCAGAGCACAACUGCUUUAUUGUUGAAAGGCCAUCUGUGAGAUUUGAAUACAAAGUGCCUCUUUUAGUCUCCUAUGCGUUCUUGGAUCCCAUUUCUGUGUCUCCUGCUCUGAGUCCUUUGAAGUUCAUCUCUCAUAGAAGCCCUCAUUGCCUGAGUCCUUUGGCCCUUUGGGAGUUGGAAUUACACAGACCUUCUGCGAUUGGUGAUACUUAUUU